Chinchilla lanigera (long-tailed chinchilla) is the source of this 1757-nucleotide messenger RNA. RefSeq names its product advanced glycosylation end product-specific receptor (gene Ager). Gene Ontology annotation, cellular component: plasma membrane. Bases 128 to 1342 code for a protein of 404 amino acids. The transcript has 11 exons. Lineage: Eukaryota; Metazoa; Chordata; Mammalia; Rodentia; Chinchillidae. Gene Ontology annotation, biological process: regulation of inflammatory response; regulation of p38MAPK cascade. Gene Ontology annotation, molecular function: signaling receptor activity. The record is from RefSeq and is a predicted model, not a curated record.
UCCUAGCAUUCCCUGUGCCAGGACAAGUCGGAGCUGGGGCCAGGGGAGAGGGGACAGGCCCCACCUAGGGCAGUGGCCGCAGCAAGGGAAGGGGCAGACAGAGCCAGGAGCCUGGGCAGCAAGCAGGAUGGCAGCACGGGCAGCGGCUGGAGCCUGGGUGCUGGUCCUCAGUCUGUGGGGGGCAGCAGCCGUAGUAGGCAGUCAGAACGUCACGGCCCGGAUCGGGGAGCCGCUGGUGCUGAACUGUAAGGGGGCCCCUAAGAAACCACCCCAGCAGCUGGAAUGGAAACUGAACACAGGCCGCACGGAAGCGUGGAAGGUCCUCUCUCCCGAGGGAGCUCCCUGGGACAGCGUGGCUCGCGUCCUCCCCAAUGGCUCCCUCCUCCUUCCGGCUGUUGGGAUCCAGGAUGAGGGGACCUUCCGCUGCCGGGCAACGAAUAGGCACGGAAAGGAGAGCAAGUCCAGUUACCGGGUCCGAGUCUACCAGAUUCCUGGCAAGCCAGAAAUUGUAGAUCCUGCCUCAGAACUCACGGCUGGUGUCCCCAAUAAGGUGGGGACGUGUGUGUCUGAGGGAGGCUACCCUGCAGGGACGCUUAGCUGGCACUUGGACGGGAAGCCCCUGACACCUGAUGGGAAAGGGGUGGCGGUGAAAGAACAGACCAGGAGACACCCGGAGACAGGGCUCUUCACUCUGCAGUCAGAGCUGGUGGUGACCCCGGCCCGAGGAGGGGCCGCGCACCCCACCUUCUCCUGCAGCUUCAGCCCAGGCCUUCCCAGGCGAAAGGCCGUCCACGCGGCCCCCAUCCACCCCAGCGUGUGGGAGCCCGUCUCCCUGGAGAACGUGCAGCUGCUGGUGGAGCCAGAAGGCGGAACAGUAGCUCCCGGAGGGACGGUGACCCUGACGUGUGAAGCCCCUGCCCAGCCCGCUCCCGAAAUCCACUGGAUGAAGGACGGGAUGCCCCUGCCCCUUCCCCCCAGCCCUGUGCUGCUCCUCCCUGAGGUGGGGCCUCAAGACCAGGGGAGCUACAGCUGUGUGGCCACCAUUCCCAGCCACGGAUCCCAGGAAAGCCCUGCUGUCACUGUCAGCAUCGCAGAAACAGAUGAGGGGCAAAGCACAGGCUCCACGGGAGGCUCAGGCCUGGGAACUCUCGCCCUGGCCUUGGGCACCCUGGCAGCCCUGGGGAUAGCUGCCCUGCUCGUUGGGGUCAUCGCGUGGCAAAGGAGGAGACGCCAAGGAAAGGAGCGGAAGGCCCCGGAGAGCCAGGAGGAGGAGGAGGAGCGCGCAGAGCUGAAUCAGUCAGAGGAGCCCGAGACAGCUGAGCGCGGCACAGGAGGGCCAUGAGGGCCCGGACAGGCCUGGCCGUCGGCCCCCUCGCCCUCGCCCGUGCCCUCCCGCUGAACCGCACCGACCCCAGACCAGCUCUCCUGUCAUCUCCGCCCCACCUCGCCACACUGCCUUCCACAACCAGAGCCCUUCGUGAAGGGACCGUGCUGAGUAGACACCGGACACAUCUUGCCCGUGUGCACGGUGUGUGUGUGUGUGUGUGUGUGUGUGUGUGAGAGAGAGAGAGAGAGAGAGAGAGAGAGAGAAACUCACCCACUGCACCCCUGAAAACUGCAAAGGAGAGGGGCUCAUCCCAUAUUCACAUCUACGCAGCUUGGGGAGAUUAGGCUUCUGUUCUGGAAAGAACUCGGAAAAGUCCUUGUCAAUACAUUUCACCUUUUUAUUGAAUUUGUAAUAAAGGAGGUAGUGGGAA